UGACUGAAGUUCAAAGUUCAAACCAUCUUUACCAGCUUUUUUCUCCAAUAUAUUCUGCGAUCUAUUCUUCCUCUUUAGACCAUUUCCCCUUCACCUUCCCAACCGUAAUCUAGGGGAAAUUGUUGGAUCAAACUUCCAUAUUCAUAUAUAUUGCGUAUAGAGAUUCUUAUCCUCUUUCAUGGCUUCCUUACGUCUCUUAUUUUCUUCCCUUCUAUUCACCAUCUUCUGUCUGCAACUGCUUUUCCUUUCCCCAACCCUUUCCACCUCCAGGCGCGUGCUGCACAAUCAUGUCACUGACCAGAAUGAAGCCGCGUUUAGGGUGGCCCUCACACAUGUUGAUUCCGGGAAAAAUAUGACGAAGUUUGAGCGCUUACAACUCGGUGUAAAGAGAGGUAACCUCCGGUUAGAAAGACUCAUCAAUAACAUGAUGGCUAGUUUAUCGGUUGAGUCAAGUUCACAAGUAACGUCACCCGUUCAUGCUGGAAAUGGAGAAUUCUUGAUGAAUUUGGCCAUCGGAACUCCCCCAGAAACGUACUCUGCCAUUAUGGAUACUGGUAGUGACCUCAUUUGGACACAAUGUAAGCCAUGCACCAAAUGUUUUGAUGCACCAACACCCGUUUUUGAUCCGAAGAAGUCAUCGUCAUUCUCUAAGGUGUCAUGUUCGAAUAGUUUAUGCAAGGCGUUACCAACUUCGGAUUGUGGAUCAGAUGGCUGUGAGUACUUGUAUUCUUACGGGGAUUACUCGUCGACGCAAGGGAUUUUAGCAACAGAGACGUUUAUGUUCGAUAAGGUGUCCGUGCCGUCGGUCGGGUUUGGUUGUGGAGAAGACAACGAAGGUAAUGGGUUCAAUCAAGGUGCUGGGUUAGUAGGGUUAGGGAGGGGACCUUUGUCUUUAGUUUCACAGCUCAAAAAGUCAACAUUUUCUUAUUGUUUAACCUCCAUUAAUGAUGAUACAUCAUCAGGAAACCCAUCAAGUACUCUCGUAAUGGGAUCUUUAGAAAGCCAAAUAGCAAAUGAUAGCGUUUUCACCACUCCAUUGAUUAAAAACCCAUCACAACCAUCCUUUUACUACCUUUCACUCCAAGGUAUUUCUGUCGGAAACGUUGAUUUGCCUAUCAAGAAAUCGACUUUCGCAAUCAAUUCAGAUGGGACCGGUGGGGUCAUCAUCGAUUCGGGUACAACCAUUACGUAUCUUGAAGAAUCUGCUUUUAAUAUGGUGAAGAAAGAGUUUGUUUCACAAACGAACCUGAAUGUAGAUAACUCGGGUUCGACUGGUUUGGAUUUGUGUUUUGAGUUACCUUCAGAUGAUGGCUCAGGGGAGAUGUCGAUCGAGAUUCCGAAGCUAGUGUUUCAUUUUGAUGGUGCGAGUUUGGAUUUGCCAGGGGAGAAUUACAUGAUCGGAGAUACAAAUGCUGGAGUAGCGUGUUUGGCGAUGGGGGGUUCAAGUGGGAUUUCGAUAUUUGGAAAUAUUCAACAGCAGAAUAUGAUGGUGGUUCAUGAUCUCGAGAAGGAGACCUUGUCAUUCAUUCCAACUAAAUGCGAUCAGCUGUAGGUUUUGGUUAGAUCGGUAUGCUGCAUGUUCUACAAUCAUGUUUUAUGGGUUUUCAAUAUGUUAAUGUUUUUAGAUUUAUGAUUUGAAAAAACCAACAUUUGCUUACAAAAUGAUCUUCUACGAACAUCAUUUUGCAGUUCAAAUAUACAUGUGAGUUUCAUGCUUUUUUUAA
Molecule: messenger RNA, 1724 nt
Organism: Lactuca sativa (garden lettuce)
Lineage: Eukaryota; Viridiplantae; Streptophyta; Magnoliopsida; Asterales; Asteraceae
Product: Eukaryotic aspartyl protease family protein
Biological process (GO): proteolysis
Cellular component (GO): extracellular region
Molecular function (GO): aspartic-type endopeptidase activity
Source: RefSeq, a predicted model, not a curated record